CCAACAUUUUUCUGGAACAGCAAAUGUCAGGAUCACGUCGGCGAACAAACCAACAAGUGCCACCACAGGAUUUUGAUUGGGAAUUGACAAGUGAACCGAAUGUUGUCAAUGCAACUUUAAAUCUUACGACAGAACAAGUACUAGUAUCUUCUGUGGAAAAGCCAAAAGCACGUACAAGGGGAAACAAGUUUGAUUUUCGACAAAAAGCAUCCCAAGAUCACCUUUGGACUUUGAAUAAUGAGGCUAGUUGGAACUCUGUUGAACCGACAUGGGGAACAGAAGCAUAUGGACAGUCCUCCACUUCUAAAUACAGUUACCGUGAUAACGACAUUAAUAUAGACAAUUACAAUGUAACCUCUGAACCAUUGAUCACAACUUCGUUCAAGUUAAACACGGAUAUUGCUGGUGAUGAACCUAUUUUUGCUCCAGUUACUGACUUUACGCUAUUUCGACAUAAACCUGUUAUUCCUUUGGCUGAUGAUGUUUUAUAUCCGUCUACUUAUUACAAUGAACUUGAAGAACGACAAGAUGGCUUCUUACCCAACGUUCCUGUCAAUUGUGUCAAUGGUCCAUAUCAAUCUGUUGAUCAUUAUCUAGCUACUCAUUUUGAACUGAUGCGUCAAGAUAGUCUUAUUCCUUUACAGAAAGCAGUCCAAGGUUAUCGAUCUACGCUCUCUCUUGAUAAACAUACAGAUCUCUUUGGUGAUCUACCUACUUCUGAUCCUCCAGUUCAUCAUCCUCAAAACUAUCGAAUUUAUGAACGAGUACAAUUGAACGCGCUUGUAUAUGGAUCUCGUCAAAUACUAUAUCGUAUUAGCUUCCGUCUUCCUUACACUGUGCGUAUAUCAUGGCCAACAUCCAAACGUCUGAUUGAAGGUUCGAUAGUGCUUUUAUCCAAAGAUAAUUUUGAAAAGGAUCUCAAGAUUGCAACUGUAGUCCAAAGAGGGGAGGAACCAAUGAAAGGCUCAAGUCGAUUUGAAUAUAUGAUUGAUAUUUGUUUGGAAAGGGAUAACGAUGAAGAUCCUCUUGGUUUUGGUGAUCCAACUUCUACAGAUCAAGAUACUUAUGUUAUGCUGGAGGCCACUGAAGGUUAUUUUGAAGCUUACCGUCAUAUUCUUAACGUGAUGAAGGAGAUACCUGUGGACGAUUUACCUUUCAAGCCUUACUUGGUUGAUGUUGACAAGGACGUCCGUAUACCAUAUUAUGCAUCCAUCAAACGUUAUUAUGAUUUGGAUACUUCGACAAAGAAUAAAAGAUUAGGGAAAUUGAAACCUGUGGAUAUUAUGGGUACUUGGCCACCAUACGAUAUUGGCAUGGACAAGACUCAAGUGGAUGCUUUACAAACCAUAUUAUCAAACGAUCUUGCCAUCAUUCAAGGCCCACCUGGUACUGGUAAAACUUUUGUUGGUACUUAUGCUAUGAAGGUUCUUCUAAGUAAUUUAGACAAUGUUGCUGGACCUAUAGUUUGUAUUUGUCAAACAAAUCAUGCUUUGGAUCAAUUUUUGGAACAUAUUUUCAAUUUUGAAGACCGUAUCGUUCGUGUGGGGGGGAGAUCAAAAUCUGAAUUACUCAAGGACAACCUGAUCUAUGAAUUACGCAAGACUGAAUUGAAUACUCGCGGUGCAGGUCGACUUUACCGAAAAAGGGAUGAAAUUGGCAAACGUAUUGAUACAUUGAUCAUGGAAUUAUAUGAAGAACCAUGCGUGACAUUGGAAUUUUUGACAAGGCACAAAUUACUACGACCUCGACAAUUGGAUAGUUUAAAACGUAUGGGUGAACGAGAAGACAAAAGAAACAAAUCGUCUUCAAAAAAGAAUACUUUGGACAACGACGAUGAUGAUGCAUGGGUUGUUACACCACAACCAGCAACAGCGCCAUUAUCCAAUAGUCGAAACGGUGAGAAAAAGUUUGGAAAAGGGAAACGACAAGGAAACACAACGAAUUCUCUUGAUUGGAUGCAAGGCAACCCAAAUCAUUUUCCUCAGGAAGAAGAGAAACCUAUCAAUCCAGUGGAAAUAUGGCUUCGUGAUGCUAUCGAAUAUAUCAAUGAACAGGGUGUCAUGUUUUCUUAUGCUGAUGAAUUGAAGGAUGCUUUACUGGAACAACAAAAAGGAUUAGUAUUUGAAAACGAUGAUGAACAAGAUUACAUUGAUGAAGAUGAAGUUCAAGAACUAGCAGCAAACUACCGGGAUGAAGAUCUACGUGGAAACAAGAAUAAUCGGUUCAUCAAUAUUGGGCGGGCCUAUAAAAAGGAAUCAAAUGAUAAUGUGACAUCCGUGAAAGAUCUUUUCUUUGGAAAUGCAAUGGCUGGAGGAAUGAACAAUAAAACGAACGAUCGCAAAGUCAUCAAUUACAAGAAAACAGAAAGCGCAAAAUUGGAACGUGAAUUUACAACAGACUUUAGCUUUUUUGAUGAUAAAGAAGAACGGAUGAAUGAUGAUGAUAUUGACAUGACGGAAAAACAUCAAGUGCUGGAACGAUGGAUGAAGGAUGAUGAUGUGACUCUAUGGCCUCUUACUGUUCGAUUGAAGGCACACAAGAAAUGGGCAAACUUACGCAAUCAAUCGAUGGAAAAAGAAAUUAUAGCUUUGGUACGACAAUACAAUCAAGUCAGUGCAGAAAUCCGACGGAUCAAUGUUUUGAAUGAUGCUCAGAUAUGUCGUGCAAAUCGUGUUGUUGGAAUGACCAGUACAGCAGCGGCAAAGUAUCAUGAUUUGUUAGAAGAAAUCAAACCAUCCAUUAUGGUAGUAGAAGAAGCAGCCGAAAUGUUGGAAUCACACAUAGUAACAGCACUGGUUUCUUCUUUACAACAUCUGAUCCUGAUCGGUGAUCACCAACAACUUCGACCAAGUACUGCUGUCCAUGCUUUAUCGGAGCAACACCAUUUGAAUGUAUCUCUAUUUGAACGAUUAGUAAACAAUGAACUACCUUAUACACGACUAUCUCACCAAAGACGUAUGCGACCUGAGAUUCGUACGUUGAUUGAUCCAAUUUAUAGCAAUCCUCCACUUCAUGAUCAUGUUGAUGUUAGCAAAUAUCCUUCAGUCCGUGGUAUGCAACGAAAUGUGUAUUUUUUGGCUCAUGAAGAAUUGGAAGAAAGUAUGGUGGAUACAGCAUCGAAAACUAAUCUUCAUGAGGCGUCCAUGGCAGCAAAGCUCAGUUGGUAUUUGUUAAUGCAAGGUUAUAAUCCACAAGAUAUUACAAUCAUUACUAUGUAUGCUGGUCAACGCUCAAUCAUCAAGAAACAAUUACAAGCUGAGCGACGUGUUGAUUGUGACACCUCGGCAAUCCAUGUAAGCAGUGUGGAUGGAUAUCAAGGUGAAGAAAACAAGAUUAUUAUUCUAUCUUUGGUCCGAAGCAAUAUGCAAGGACAAAUUGGAUUCUUGAAAGUGGCAAAUCGUGUAUGCGUUGGUUUAUCCCGAGCAAAACAUGGUAUGUAUAUUCUCGGUAAUGCCAAAUUGUUAUGUGAAAAGAGUGACCUUUGGAAUGAAAUUGUAUCCAAGAUGGAAGAUGGGAAUGAUGAUGUGAUUGGUACUCAACUUGGAUUGAAAUGUGAUAUCCAUAAUGUGGUGACUCGUGUUCGAUGGCCUGUUGAUUUUACUGAAGUCAAAGAGGGUGGAUGCAGCAGACCAUGUGGAACCGUACUUGAUUGUGGCCACCAGUGUCCUUUACGAUGCCAUGCUUAUGAACAUGAUGAAGUUCGUUGUACUGAAAAAUGUAGAAAAUUAUUUACCGAAUGUGGACAUCAAUGUACCAGAUUAUGCUCUCAAGACUGUGGAUCAUGUAUUACUCCUAUACAUCGUAAACUUCAAUGUGGCCAUACCAUACAAGGAGAUUGUUACAAGAUUAGACGGGAAAUCAAGGCAAAUGGCGGAAAAUGCAGUGAUUGUUCUCGUCUUUGAUGAUGUUACAGUUUUAGAUUAGAUUAUUGGAGUAUUUUUGAUAGAUAGCAUAGUUUGAAUUAUUGAAAUAAAAAAAAAAAGUUAACAGAACAAA
Halteromyces radiatus is the source of this 3996-nucleotide messenger RNA. Its product is annotated as RNA helicase. NCBI's taxonomy places the organism in Eukaryota, Fungi, Mucoromycota, Mucoromycetes, Mucorales, Cunninghamellaceae. Gene Ontology annotation, biological process: regulatory ncRNA-mediated heterochromatin formation. Gene Ontology annotation, molecular function: zinc ion binding; helicase activity. Gene Ontology annotation, cellular component: nucleus; nuclear RNA-directed RNA polymerase complex. The transcript has 11 exons. The coding region runs from base 24 to 3902 and encodes 1292 amino acids. The record is from RefSeq and is a predicted model, not a curated record.